UUGCUGUGCAUGCGCAGCCCGGAGGAGGCUGGAGCGGGGCAGAGGGGGAGCGAGUUCCAGCUUGGCACGGCAGGAUAGGCUGUUGAAUCUCACGUUGCCUUGCUGGCGGUGCGGUUAAUCUCUGGGUUCUGAACCUCGCGCCCGGCACGGCCCCUCCCGGGAUCUCAACCUCAUUUAAUGUACAGGAUGAGUGGUGCUCAUUGAAUAGUAUUUAAGUCAAGUUGGCUUGAAAAAGUAGUGGAAAGAAGAUGUUUCAUGUUGUUCGGUAUCAGUGUCUAAAAUUAACCCAGAACGUUGGUUCUAGUGUACAUCGAAAGUUGAUUUUUCCAAGAACUCUUGCAUUUGCACAACUGUGGAAGUCAUGGCUCUCAACUCUCUCUCUUGCUGGAGACCAGAAUAUUGUCCUGAUGGGACCUCCUGGAGCUGGGAAAACAACAGUUGGAAGAAUAGUAGGUCACAAACUUGGCUGUCAUGUCAUAGAUGUGGAUGAUGAUGUCCUUGAAACAACCUGGAAUAUGAGCGUGACAGAAAAAUUGCAGGAUGUUGGUAGUCGGCAAUUUAUAGAAGAGGAAGGAAAAGCCCUGUUAAAGUUUUCAGCAUCUGGAAGUGUAAUUUCCCUUUCUGGGUCCAAUCCAAUGCAUGCUGCCAGCAUGCAGCAUGUGAAGAAAAAUGGGAUUGUUGUGUAUCUGGAUGUACCCACAAGAGACAUAAUAGAUAGGCUGGAAUUAAUGAAAGUGGAUCGUAUUGUGGGGCAGGAUUCUGGAAUUUCUGUGAGAGACAUACUUCAGUUUAGGAAGCAAUUUUAUAAAAAAUGGUUUGAUAUCCGUGUUCGUUGUGAAGGUGGACUUACAGCAGAGGCUGUAGCAGAUAAAGUUCUUGAUGCAGUUAAGAGAUACCAAGACUCAGAAUCAGAAACUUUUAUUUCAACUAGACAUAUAAGGUCUGAAAUGUGUGAGCAAAAAUAUUUCACGGAAGCUGUUGUUGAGGGCCUAGCAUCUGAUGGUGGACUCUUUGUUCCUGAGAAGGGGCUCCCAACAUUCUCUGCUGGAGAAUGGCAGAGCUUAGUAGAAGCAACGUACAUUGAAAGAGCUCAGAUUAUAUUGGAAAGAUUCAUACAUCCUGCUGAUAUACCUGCUUUCAAGCUGGGAGAAAUUGUUGAGAUUGCUUAUGGAGAAAACUUUACUUGUUCUAAAAUUGCCCCUCUUAGGUAUCUGACAGGCAACCAGUUUCUCCUUGAGUUGUUUCAUGGACCAACAGCCUCAUUUAAGGAUUUGGCAUUACAGUUGAUGCCUCAUCUGUUUGCAUACUGUAUUCCCAAAAGAUGCAAUUAUUUGGUCCUAGUAGCUACUUCUGGAGACACAGGGAGUGCUGUCCUAGAUGGUUUUAGUCGUCUUAGUGAUACUGACAAGCAAAGAAUUGCUGUAGUCACUUUCUUUCCUGAGGAUGGAGUAAGCCAGAUUCAAAAAUCACAAAUGAUUAGCUGCCAAAGAGAAAAUGGGUGGUCAGUGGGUGUCAGAUCUGAUUUUGAUUUUUGCCAGACAGCUAUAAAAGAAAUAUUUACAAAUUCUGAUUAUUCUGGCUUUCUUACUGUAGAAUAUGGAACAGCUUUAAGUGCAGCGAAUUCUAUAAACUGGGCUCGACUACUUCCCCAAGUUAUUUAUCAUGCCUCUGCUUACCUUGACCUUGUUCAUCAAGAUAUUAUUACUUUUGGAAGCCCAAUAGAUGUGUGUAUUCCUACAGGAAACUUUGGCAACAUAUUAGCUGCAUUAUAUGCAAAAAGGAUGGGAAUCCCUAUCAGAAAAUGUAUUUGUGCAUCCAAUGAAAAUAAUGUUUUGACCGAUUUCAUAAGAACGGGUCUUUAUGAUUUAAGGGGAAGAAGAUUAAUGCAGACUUUGUCACCAGCAAUAGAUAUUUUGAAGUCUUCCAACCUUGAACGACAUUUGCACCUGAUUGCUAGUGGUGAUGGACAGCUGGUGACACAAUUAUUUAGUGAGCUGGAAAAGCAAUGUCACUUUCAGUUGCAGAAAGAUCUGCUUGAGAAGCUUCAGCAAGACUUGGUGGCUGGGUGGUGCUCUGAGGAGGACUGCCUAGCUGCUAUCCACUCUGUAUACAGUACUACAGGGUAUAUUUUGGACACACACACGGCUGUUGCUAAAGUAGUUGCAGAUCGAUUACAGGAUAGAACAUGCCCAGUUAUCAUUUCAUCUACAGCUCAUUAUUCCAAGUUUGCACCUGCUAUCUUGCGGGCUUUGAGGAUUUCAGAAAUAAAACAGAAUCCAUUAAGUCAACUUCACUUACUGAGCUCUUACAGUCCUUUGCCUCCAGUCCAUAGGGGCCUAUUAGAAACACUGAAAGAGAAUGAGAAGCAGAAACAUCAGAUCUGUGCUGCUGAUGUGAAUGUCAUGAUGGCACAUAUAGAAACUGUAAUACAAAAUCAGUUUAUGAAAGUUUUCUAAGUAAACUCGGUGUUUAUUAUACCAAUUUAAAUGUUUUCUUCACUAAAAAGUCAUGUUUUAAUAAAUGCAUAGUACACAAGGUCUUUAAGUUUAUAUUCUGAGUAUACUUUCUCAUUUUCAUGUUCAGUUAAAACAUUUUAACAUUGAUUUAAAAUUUUUUUGCAUGCAUGUGAGAAUCUAAUGCUGGUGAACGGUUCUUGCUUGAAAGCCCAAGAGACUGAGGGGCUAUUUUACAGAAAUAGUAUAGUAUGGACAGCAGUAGCGCACGCUUCCUCACAUAACCCUGGCAGUGUGCCUCAGUCCUGACCUGGGAGCGAGCACUUCUAAGGUGAAAGGGUAAUCGUAUCUGAAACUGCUAACAAGUGCUAAAGUUGUGUUGUUGUAUAUGUGGUAUGUGCUAAGAAUACUCGCCCACUGCAAAUUUAGCUAAACAUUAAACUAAUCUCACGCAGGGCAUUGAAAAGCCGGUAUAGUAAGAGCUUUCAUCUUCUCUUCAGCUGGGAUACAUUUAAACUGGAAUCCUUGAAAUUAAAUUACCUAUAUCAUAUCCAUACAAUCCUACAUAUUUUAAUAUGCUCUCUCUGUAUAUAUUGUUUUUGUAUUGACUAUAUAAUCACGUAUUCUUGUUCACCGUUAAAUGUUUUUUUCUUGCCACAGGGGACAAUCUUUUGCCUUAUAAAAUAAAAGCCUCCAGUCUGUAUGUUUUA
Messenger RNA from Gopherus evgoodei (Goodes thornscrub tortoise), 3163 nucleotides. RefSeq names its product threonine synthase like 1 (gene THNSL1). Gene Ontology annotation, molecular function: pyridoxal phosphate binding. The record is from RefSeq and is a predicted model, not a curated record. Gene Ontology annotation, cellular component: cytoplasm. The transcript is spliced from 3 exons. Gene Ontology annotation, biological process: amino acid metabolic process. Lineage: Eukaryota; Metazoa; Chordata; Testudines; Testudinidae. Bases 249 to 2456 code for a protein of 735 amino acids.